AUGGCUUCGACAUUCAUCAUCGCUCUCGUCCUGAGCUGUGCCCUUCUUGGAGGUUAUGCCAGCAUGGGCACGUCCCAUAUGCACGGAUUCUUCGACGCUCUUAGAGUUUGCAUCACCGAUCGAUCAUCUUCCACAAACUUAUGUCCGCUCGACAUGUCAGAUUCAAUCGCUCGAAGCAUCACAGGCCAUGAAACAGUUGACUCUUUGAUCAACCUGCUUCUCGAAUUCUUCUCGCAUGGACUCAAGAAACAUCCUGAUUCUAAGGGAAUGGACCUUGAGGCGCUUCUAGCAUUUGUGUAUUUGGCUGCUCAGUUUGGCGGUGCGUGGUAUCUGAUUGCUCUUGAGGGGCUGAGAUUUGGAAAUCGAGGCACAAUCCUAAGCUGGACUGGGACUUUUGGCAUCGUGUUCCAAUCUGUCACCAUCACCAUCAUCGCUCCGAUUUAUCUCACUCUCCAACUCCUCUUCUCCCCUUCAAUACCGCGACAGGCAUCCUUACUCAUCGAUCCAAGCGACUUGAACUUCUUGCCGGUAGCAACUAUCAUAUCAUAUGUCCUACCAAGCAUUGGCCUCUGUUUGCCACUAAUCUUCGAUAUCUCACAAGAGAAUAAGUUUAUCGCCGUUGCCCUCUGGCAACCCUUUCCUCUAUACCAAACAGCUUUGCAGAACGCCUAUCGCUUUUUGACCGGCUCAGGACAAAGCAAGGCUAAUAUCAAAGCACAUGUUGAUCUCCGAAAAUGUAGAGAGGCCAUGAGACGCGCCUAUAUCUUCAUCACGGUACUCACUGCGGGUGUCCACCUGUCCGUCAUGGCAACUAUCCUUGCGUCCUGGAUGAACCUUGUACAGACAGUAUCUGGGCAUCACAUCCUCGCCCUCACCUCGCUCACAGACCCUCCGACCCUGGCUCUGCUAAGUCCACCCGUCUCCGCGAUGGAGUCACGGGAAAUCGUGGUGGCGUUCCUACGCUGGGAUGUCUACUGCACGUGCCUCGCUAUGGCAAUAUGGUCCGCCUAUCAACUCGCCUCAGCACAGAGAAUCGCCACCGUUCUGGCGAUUGGAAUUGAAUCAGUUUGUUGGGCAUUAUUGGGUGGACCGAUCUUCCCAGCGUUGAUGUUACUCUGGGAGCGCGAUGAGCUGGUUAUGGGUGAAAACGAGAUCUUUGACUCGUUCCGGAAGUGUGAGUGA
This is a messenger RNA of Fusarium sp. VM40, 1182 nucleotides long. The record is from the annotation of a GenBank genome assembly. NCBI's taxonomy places the organism in Eukaryota, Fungi, Ascomycota, Sordariomycetes, Hypocreales, Nectriaceae.